Molecule: messenger RNA, 2028 nt
Organism: Anopheles coustani
Lineage: Eukaryota; Metazoa; Arthropoda; Insecta; Diptera; Culicidae
Gene: nab
Product: NGFI-A-binding protein homolog
Exons: 7
Coding region: 1-2028 (675 amino acids)
Biological process (GO): negative regulation of DNA-templated transcription
Cellular component (GO): nucleus
Molecular function (GO): transcription factor binding; transcription coregulator activity
Source: RefSeq, a predicted model, not a curated record
AUGGAACACAAGCCCCAAGUCGCCUCGCCAACAACGGUCACGAGCGGUGUGAUAGUGCAGAGUUCGCUGGCGUCGUCGGUACCGGAGGCCGGAACCGAGGCGAGCGCAGGAAGUAGUCUCCUAGUCGGUGUCGGUAGCACGUCUACGUCCACGUCCACGUCCAUUCCCAACGCCACCUGUUCCGCUAGCAUUGCCACGUCCGCCACCCCCACCACCACAUCCUCCGCCGGCAGUUCCUUAGCUAGUAGCGUAGGGUCGUCAGGAGUUCUUGCAGGCGAACGAUUGCACCAGGAGCUCGGACCGGGCGCAAUCCCGAAGGCCAGCAUCGGCAAAGGAUCACCGUGCGCCAUCGCGACACCCGUGAAGGGAUCGAACGUUUCCGCGGGCAGCACCACCACCGGCUCCAACUCGUGCAUUCCGAGUCCGAUCACGAGUCCACCGGGAAAGAUCUUCGGGCGCAACAACAACGGCAUCAUGGUUGUCACAUCGACCCCUUCGAAUGAAGCUGAACUUCAGCUGUACCGCGUGCUGCAGAGGGCCAGUCUGCUGAACUACUACGACACACUGCUGGAGAUGGGUGGAGACGACGUGCAGCAGCUGUGCGACGCUGGUGAGGAGGAGUUUCUGGAGAUUAUGGCCCUGGUCGGGAUGGCCUCGAAGCCACUGCACGUGCGCCGGCUGCAGAAGGCCCUGCACGAGUGGAUGACCAACCCGUCCGCAUUCCAGGCUCCACUGACCAACGUCGACAUCCCGUCGCGCAUUCCGUACAGCCCGGAACCUGGCUCGAUUGCGCGCAGCGUUACAGCGGCGGGCACCGGCGGGGCGUACGGAGGUGCGGCGACGGUUGCCGGCAGCUUCUCCAAUCUCCAAGCCAGUGCGUCCUCCAGUACCUCCCUCCCGCUGACGCCAGCGACACCGCUUCCGACGGCUUCCUCGUCGGUUGUUGCGGCGGCGGCUGCAGUAGCAGCGGCGGCGGCGGCCACUUCCUCCAACAUCGGCCACCUCGGCGGUUCCGUCGGUGGCGGCGGUCACCAUCAUCAUCACCUGCUUCACCAUCAGCACCACCACCACCAUGCACUCGGAAGCGGCGGAAACCUCGCCGGAACCAUCUCGAGCCAGAUCGGAUCGACGACCAGUGGGUCGGUGCAGCUAACACCGGCGCUCACCGAGGACCAGGUGGCGAAGAUUGUCCAGGCAGCGGAACGGCUCUCCCGUACGCUGCCCCGCCUGGAACCGCGGCAGCAGAGCAUCAAAAAGCGAUCGGCACGGGACCUCGAGGCCGUCAUUGCGAUGAGCGACGGUGACCCGCGCCGGAUGGACGAGAUCCGGAAGUUCUCGGCCAUCUACGGGCGCUUCGACUGCAAGCGACGCCCAGAGAAACCGCUCACGCUGCACGAGGUGUGCGUCAACGAGGCGGCCGCCCAGAUCUGCAAGUACAUUCCGGCCCUGCUGACGCGACGCGACGAGCUGUUUCCGUUGGCUCGCCAAGUCGUGCGCGACUGUGGCUUUGGCCAUUCCGCCAGCAUACGACUGACUGGUCUUAGUCAAACGCAACCGAACCGGGGCGACGAGCUUGACACCGUGCAACAAAUGAAGCGGGCCCGUCUCUCCAGCGACACCAGCUCCGACAUGGGCAAGGAAAACUCGGACGAUAAUCGGGACAUCUCGAGCGGCUCCAUUUACCAGCAGAUCAGUGACAAACCGUUCGACUUAACUGAUUCAAGUAAAUUUUCAUACACUCGAUCCGAAUUUGAUGACACAGAUUCUCGAUUUAGUUUUAGCAAUUCAAGUUCGUCACCAGUUCAAGCUGGAAAUGGAGCCGACCGAGAUCUGAGCGAUCCCGACUUUGGCGAUCUCCGCACGCACACCCCGCGGACCCUCGAUCCUACCGCUGGCUCACUGGGCGUCCAGGUCAUUUCGUCGUCCGGCGGUCACAUCAUCGCCGUCGCUAAUCCUGCCCUUGCUCUCAGCCCGGCCCUCAGCGAAGCCAUCUCCAUCAAGCGGGAAGCCAUGUCGCCGGAUCUCUGA